This is a messenger RNA of Kogia breviceps (pygmy sperm whale), 4572 nucleotides long. The record is from RefSeq and is a predicted model, not a curated record. NCBI's taxonomy places the organism in Eukaryota, Metazoa, Chordata, Mammalia, Artiodactyla, Physeteridae.
GAGCGUUCCUCCGCGGUGCCUGGCUUCCAGCUUCGGGCCGGAACCGGAAGUUUAGGGGGCGGGGCCGGCGGAGGCCAGGGGACCGAAAACGCGGCCGAGCCCGGAGCCCGGAGCCGGAGCCAGAGCCUGGACCAGAACUUGGCCGCCGCCUGUAUUGCCGCCGCCGCCCGCCUCUCCUUCCCCGAGCCGCCGCCGCCGCCUCGGCCGCCACCGCCGCGAGCUCAACCGCCAGUGGUCCGGGGGACUUUGGGUGUCCGGGCUGAAGGUCGGUCCGGACGUCGGACCCAGCUCGGUUCCCGGACUGUCCGGGCGGCAGCGGACGCCGCAGCCGCCGCCUCUUCGUCUCCUCAGCCUGGCGUUUUGUUCCGAGAGACCCGAGAGGCGAGCGGAGCUGACAGUGAUUUUGACAGUGAUUUAAACCCGCUUUUGUUGUUGUUGGCUUUUCGUUGUUUGGUUUUGUGUGUUGUGCUUGUGUGUGGCGGUUUUUCCCCCGUGGUGCAUUUUUUUUUUAAUUGUUGUGCUCGCUGUUCUUAUUUUUCAUUUUUUUUCCUCUUUUUUUGACCCCGUGAACGCUUUUUUGGUCGGGGCUUCCGAAUAUGUUUUAUGACGGUUGAUUUUACACCAGGAGGUUUGUUUCCGAGGAAGACCCAGGGAACUGGAUAUCUAGCGAGAACUUCCUACGGCUUCCCCGGCGCCUCGGGAAAAUGGGAGCUGCUGCAAAGUUGGCGUUUGCCGUCUUUCUUAUCUCUUGUUCUUCAGGUGCUAUACUUGGUAGAUCAGAAACUCAGGAGUGUAUUUUCUAUAAUGCUAAUUGGGAAAGAGAUAGGACCAAUCGAACUGGUGUUGAAUCCUGUUAUGGUGACAAAGAUAAACGGCGGCAUUGUUUUGCUACCUGGAAGAAUAUUUCUGGUUCCAUUGAAAUAGUGAAGCAAGGUUGUUGGCUGGAUGAUAUCAACUGCUAUGACAGGACUGAUUGUAUAGAAAAAAAGGAUAGCCCUGAAGUAUAUUUUUGUUGCUGUGAGGGCAAUAUGUGUAAUGAAAGGUUUUCUUAUUUUCCGGAGAUGGAAGUCACACAGCCUACUUCGAAUCCAGUUACACCAAAGCCACCCUAUUACAACAUCUUGCUCUAUUCUUUGGUGCCACUUAUGCUAAUUGCGGGGAUUGUCAUUUGUGCAUUUUGGGUGUACAGGCAUCAUAAGAUGGCUUAUCCUCCUGUGCUUGUUCCAACUCAAGACCCAGGACCACCCCCUCCUUCUCCAUUACUAGGUUUGAAGCCACUGCAGUUACUAGAAGUGAAAGCAAGGGGAAGAUUUGGUUGUGUGUGGAAAGCCCAGUUACUCAAUGAAUAUGUGGCUGUGAAAAUAUUUCCAAUACAGGACAAACAGUCAUGGCAGAAUGAAUAUGAAGUCUAUAGUUUGCCUGGAAUGAAGCAUGAGAACAUAUUACAGUUCAUUGGUGCAGAAAAACGAGGCACCAGUGUUGAUGUGGAUCUUUGGCUAAUCACAGCAUUUCAUGAAAAGGGUUCACUAUCAGACUUUCUUAAGGCUAAUGUGGUCUCUUGGAAUGAAUUGUGUCAUAUUGCAGAAACCAUGGCUAGAGGAUUGGCAUAUUUACAUGAGGAUAUACCUGGCCUAAAAGAUGGCCACAAACCCGCCAUAUCUCACAGGGACAUCAAAAGUAAAAAUGUGCUGUUGAAAAACAAUCUGACAGCUUGCAUUGCUGACUUUGGGUUGGCGUUAAAGUUUGAGGCUGGCAAGUCUGCAGGUGAUACCCAUGGACAGGUUGGUACCCGAAGGUAUAUGGCUCCAGAGGUAUUAGAGGGUGCUAUAAACUUCCAAAGGGAUGCAUUUUUGAGGAUAGAUAUGUACGCCAUGGGAUUAGUCCUGUGGGAACUGGCUUCUCGCUGUACUGCUGCAGAUGGACCUGUAGAUGAGUACAUGUUGCCAUUUGAGGAGGAAAUUGGCCAGCAUCCCUCUCUUGAAGACAUGCAGGAAGUUGUUGUGCAUAAAAAAAAGAGGCCUGUUCUAAGAGAUUAUUGGCAGAAACAUGCUGGAAUGGCAAUGCUCUGUGAAACGAUAGAAGAAUGUUGGGAUCACGACGCAGAAGCCAGGUUAUCAGCUGGAUGUGUAGGUGAAAGAAUUACUCAGAUGCAAAGACUAACAAAUAUCAUUACCACAGAGGACAUUGUAACAGUGGUCACGAUGGUGACAAAUGUUGACUUUCCUCCCAAAGAAUCUAGUCUAUGAUGGUUGCACCAUGUGUACACACUGAGAAACAGGACUGAACUGGAGCUGCUAACGAAACUGCUUACAGUUUAUUUUCUGUGUGAAAUGAGUAGGAUGUCUCCUGGACAUCUCAGAAAGAAGACCCUCGUUUCAAAAGGUGGCUCUGGGAGACUUAAUGGCAUUGCCUGUAGCAGAGACAUGAAGGACAUGAGACUAAGAGAAAAGUUGCAAACUCUAAAAAGAAACUUUUGAAGAAGUGUACAUGAAGAAUGUGGCCCUCUCCAAAUCAAGGAUCUUUUUGGACCUGGCUAAUCAAGUGUUUGAAAACUGACAUCAGAUUUCUUAAUGUCUGUCCGAAGACACUAAUUCCUAAAAUGAACUACUGCUAUUUUUUUUUAAAUCAAAAACUUUUCAUUUCAGAUUUUAAAAAGGGUAACUUGUUUUUAUUGCAUUUGCUGUUGUGUUUCUAUAAAUGACUAUUGUAAUGCCAAUAUGACACAGCUUGUGAAUGUUUAGUGUGCUGCUGUUCUGUGUACAUAAACAAAGUCAUCUAAGUGGGGUACAGUAAAGAGGCUUCCAAGCAUUACUUUAACCUCCCUCAACAAGGUAUACCUCAGUUCCACGGUUGCUAAAUUAUAAAAUUGAAAACACUAACAAAAUUUGAAUAAUAAAUUGACCCGUUUUGUAACAAGGUAUUACAAAUUCACUGUGUUAUUUAAGAAAAAAGGUAAGCUAUGCUUAGUGCCAACAGUAAGUGGCCAUUCGUAAAGCAGUGUUUUAGCUUUUCUUGUGCUAGCUUGUGAUUUAAGGAAAAAAAAGUGUUUUUUGAAAUGAAAAAAUGGUGUCUUUCCCCUCUUUCUCCCAUAUUUUAAAGCUUCAUCUUAUAUCCAGUUCCCAAAAUGUUGCAUACUUACCUACAUAUUUUUCUAGGUGUGCUGUGCUUGGGGACUAUUUGAAAAUUUAAAGCAUGAUUUAAAUUUUUUAAAGUGAGCUGUAACACUGGAAAGCUCUUCAUUUUUAUUCUUUUAAAAUAGAUUUUUUUUUCCUAUUUAUAUAUGUAAAAUUGUAGUGUAUUUCUUUUCACCAAACAGUGUGUGGGACAUUCUUUAUCACUGUUUUAGGAUCACCUCAGGAAGUGUCAUUACCCAGAAUUCCUCACUCUCUGCUUUGAGACUUGUAACUUUAUCACUAUAUUUCUGCUUGGUGCCAUCUUGUCAGAGUAAUAUUUGAUGUCUGUGAUAUGUCAAGAAUUAUCCUAGGAUAGAGAUUUAAAUUUUUAAGCACAGAUUUCAGAUGUUACUGCUUUAAAACAAAUCAGGGAUAACAAGUUAAACUUAUAACUUAAAAUAUGCAAUGACAUUUAGAGGUAACCAAUGUUGAUAUAGGUAACAUAGCUUAGCCUCCUCCCACAAAUUGCUUUUACAACUAACCCUGAUAUUAGUUUAGGAUAGUUCAUGCCUUAUCUUUGAUAAGAAAAUGGAAUUGACGGUAGGUAGGUGCCAAAGUGCUUUUCAAAACAAUAUUACAUUAGAAUAUAAUUGGAUUCUUUCUCAAAUUUAUAGGCCAAAGUAAAAUAUUAAUUUCCUGAAUUUCUGGAUUACUGAUGACCAACAAAUAGCCAGUAUUAUGCUAUGUACUUUUGUCAGGUCAUUUUAAAAUCCAUACAUUAAUUUUAUAAAAGAAUUUUUUACAUGUCACUAUCAGGAGCUCACUGUGAAUGUGUUAUCUUCAAAUGGCUAUUUAACCACACAGUACACUACAUUUUACAUAAAACAUGCACUUAAUCUCUGGGAAUAAUAAAUUAUAUUAUUUAUAAAUAAUACAUAGGUCAACAGACUCCUUUAAGCAGGGAGGGAAAGAAGAGUAACAGCAUUGUUGUUUGUGUGCCACACACCAUACAGAACUUUGUGCUCUUGGUCACGUAAUGUACCCAAGGCUUUGUUGUAUUUCUAAGAAUUCCCAUUUCAAUGUUGAGUUCACCUUUAUUUCAAAAAGUACUUGGCUUCUCAAUUUCUUGGUUUGGUUUUGCUUCUACUUGGAAACUAAUUAAGAAGGGAAAAUGAUGAGAAUGUUCAUACAUGAAAAUUGUUAAUCUCCUGAAGACUAAUUUCUACCUGUUGUGAACAAUCCUGUUUUUAAAAGUAAAAAAAAAAAAAAAAAAAAAAAUCAAAAGAAAAGGGAAUAUUAUGAUGAAUGUUUGGCUUAUGUGAAUCUUAGAGAUAAACUUUAUAAGACCACUUAUUCACAAAAUAAAGUUUUCUCUUCAUGUUAGAAAAAAUUUUUAGAAAUCCUGGGUAUUGUACUUAACUCUAGCUAACCAGUUUUAAAACCUGUAUCCUUUUGAGAA